Molecule: messenger RNA, 2960 nt
Organism: Myxocyprinus asiaticus (Chinese sucker)
Lineage: Eukaryota; Metazoa; Chordata; Actinopteri; Cypriniformes; Catostomidae
Gene: azin1a
Product: antizyme inhibitor 1a
Exons: 11
Coding region: 70-1467 (465 amino acids)
Biological process (GO): negative regulation of protein catabolic process; positive regulation of polyamine transmembrane transport
Cellular component (GO): cytoplasm
Molecular function (GO): ornithine decarboxylase activity; ornithine decarboxylase activator activity
Source: RefSeq, a predicted model, not a curated record
ACCGUGAGCAGUUUGAUUUCAACGCUGAGCCCCCUUGGGAUCCUAGCUGAUAGCAGGAGAGGUCAGCCGAUGACCUGUCCCUGUGACCUGCUUUAUCCCCGUCAGAACAUCGGAUUACAGAUGAGAAUGAAGGGAUCUCUCGAUGAACUGCACUGUUCGGUUGAGCUCCUAGAAGGAAGCACGGCUCAUCGUGAUGUCAUCGACAAACUCAUCCAAGAACAAACACUUGCACAGAAGAGUGCAUUUUUUGUAGCUGAUCUUGGGGUGAUUGUGUGGCAGCAAGUUCGCUGGAGGACUAAAAUGGAGCAGAUUCGGCCUUUCUACACAGUCAAGUGCAACAGCAGCCCAGUGGUUGUUGAAAUCCUGGCUGCUCUCGGAACUGGCUUUGUUUGCUCAAACAAGCACGAGCUGGAUUUAGUGAAGGGUUUUGGCGUCCUGUCUCAGGAUAUUAUCAUCGGCGGCACAUGUAAGCAGCUCUCCCAUAUCAAACGUGCAGCCAAACACAACGUCCCCCUGCUGCUGUGUGACAAUGAAGCAGAGCUGAGAAAGACUGCACGCUGCCAUCCUAAAGCAAAGGUGUUACUGUUGUUGACAUCAGAGAGGUGUUGUGAUCGAGAGGAGAUGGUCAUACCCUUUGUCUCCACACUGAAGGACUGCAGACAUCUGCUUGAGUGUGCCAAAGAGCUCAACCUGCAUGUUACAGGAGUCAAAUUCAACAUUCCCAGCUGUUGUCAGGACACUCAAUCGUUCUGUCGUGCCAUAUCUGAUGCCCGCUGUGUCUUUGAUAUGGGGGAGGAGCUCGGGUUUGAAAUGAAUAUUCUGGACAUCGGAGGAGGCUUUGAUGGAAGUGAAGCACAGUUAGAAAAGGUUAACAGAACACUGAAGCCCAUGCUGGACAUGUAUUUCCCUCUCUCGACUGGUGUGUCAAUCAUCGCUGAACCCGGAGCUUAUUAUGUGUCUGCUGCUUUCACGCUGGCCGUGAAUAUAGUCGCAAAGAAAUCAGUCGGGCGGGAUUUCAGUGGCCAACCACACAAUGCACUGUCAGGAAACGAUGAGCCAGAGUUUCUCUACUACAUGAAUGAUGGUGUUUAUGGGUCUUUUGCCAAUAAGUUGCUGUGUGAAGAUUCUAUACCAGUGCCGUCACCGCACAAGGAGGUGUUUGCAGAUGAACCGCUGUUCUCCAGCAGUCUGUGGGGGCCGUCUGAUGAUGAUCUGGAUCAGGUGCUGGAGAGAUGUCUGCUGCCAGAACUCACUGUGGGAGACUGGCUCCUGUUCAGCAAUGCAGAGUUCACAUUCACUCACACAGAUGAACACAAACCGCCCGUCUUCUACACGAUCACUGAAUGCGACUGGAAAGAGAUUCAUAAUUGUGGUGUCACUCUGAACACAAGGAUGAAAAACGUCUCUUUGGUACCGUGUUGUCUGCAACCAAGCAUGUCCAAGACAUCCAUUUCUACCCCAGCGUAACAUAAAUCAACUGGGUUUUGUUGCGAUUAUUAAUAUUAUUUUGUAAAGGGUUAUUUUAAGUGCUUAAGAGCCUCAGCUGCUUCUAAGAAGUUUGGCUGGGACCAGAAAAUAAAAUGAGUAUUAUUGACCAUAAUGACUUAAUAUUCAUCAGAACUGGUGGUUAUAUAAUAAAUCGGUGUGAUUAGCUUUAACAAAAUGGGCCUGUUGGCAUUUACAAAUAUUUUAAAUUAUAUUUAAGUCAAUAUACAUAUUGCAUAUAAUAUUUCCUGUUAUUAAUUAAAGUCAAUCAUGUACCCAACAGGGAAAAGUUGUUUAUUAAACCUGAAGUCUAUGAUAUCAUUAGAUGCUGUGCAUGAAAUAUGCACUUGUUUUUGUGAUUUGGAUUAAGAAUGAUUAUGUACAUUUAGACUGAAUAAUGGUGAUCUUGGUCACGUGUUUUUAGAGAUCAUUUGGUGCAAGAAUAAGAUUAUUCUUGGAACGCAUUAUGAUUUUGUGGACAAAAUGCAUUGGAAACAGUACGUCUCUCAUGUUGAAAUCUUGGGCCUGAAACAUACUUAACACAAGUAUGCAUUUCACCUUUUAAGAGUGUGGCCUUUUUAGGGUUCCCACGCGUCCUGGAAAACCUGGAAUUUUGCAAUGCGGUUUUCCAGUCAUGGAAAAGUCAUGGAAAAUGAGAAAAAUACCCUAAUGUCUUGGCAAAUAAUUAUUUGUCCUGGAAAAUAUUUUAGUAUAAUAGAACUGUUUGACUUUGUUGCUAACACGUUUUUUUUUGUUUUACAUGUAUAAAAACAUGGUAACGAUCCGGACUCCGAAAAGGAGUCAAAUACACAAAUUUGCAUCGUUUUGCCACUGCCGACAGCUGCGCAUUGUCAAACAUCGUCAACGGUUGACUGACAUGAACGAAUCCCUGUCACGUACAUUCUCUACUCAUCUGCUGUCAUCUCUAGAUUGCUUCGAUGAAAUUGUUUAUCCCUUGUGCGACCUUCAGGACAUUUUUGUCUUUUUCAUUUUUGUUUUUUCGAUCAUUUUGGCUGUGUUAAUGCCAACGGCAUACAUGUGUAUUUUUGGGGGAAUUUUGAUAUUUCAACCUCAGUUCCUAUAAUACAUCUAUAACACACCGUGUACACAAAAUAGUUACACUCAGGACCUUCAGGACAAAAAUGUCCCCAUUGAAACCCAUUAAAACUGCAAUAUUUGAUCCCAGUGCCAUUAAAGCAUAAAAUCAUGAAUUCUGUGAUAUUAUGCUUUCAUUCCAGAGCCCUGGCUUCAAAAUUUAUAUUUUUAAUAUUUUCCACCAGAUGGCGCCAUUUUGCUCAUGUUUAGCCUAUGGAGCAAAUACAAGCUUUUUCCCUAUUUUCUGUUUUCUGUAUUAUAGAGCACUGCAGGACAAUUGAAUAAAUGAUGCAGCUAAAAUUGUGUGGGUGUGUUGGUAUGGAUGUCAGAGUGUGUUUUGUAUGUGUGUAUUGAGAAAUGUGUGUGUGUGUGUGUGUGUG